This is a messenger RNA of Sitodiplosis mosellana (orange wheat blossom midge), 1477 nucleotides long. RefSeq names its product cytoplasmic tRNA 2-thiolation protein 2 (gene Ctu2). Gene Ontology annotation, biological process: tRNA wobble position uridine thiolation. The coding region runs from base 124 to 1437 and encodes 437 amino acids. Gene Ontology annotation, molecular function: tRNA binding; sulfurtransferase activity. The record is from RefSeq and is a predicted model, not a curated record. Gene Ontology annotation, cellular component: cytosol. The transcript has a single exon. NCBI's taxonomy places the organism in Eukaryota, Metazoa, Arthropoda, Insecta, Diptera, Cecidomyiidae.
AUGUGCUUGUGACGUUUAAAAAACGUGCGAUAUUGUUACUAUUUCCACAUCAAAGUGCAAAAUUUCAAAAUAUUUGCCGAAAAAAAGAGUCAACAUUUGCUGUGGAAACAAUCAAUAGUCAAAAUGUGUAGCAUAGGUGAAGAUGAUUUUGGUGACGAAGGUGGAGUGCACACAAUGCAGGCGGAUCCAAAAUUGCCGGCCAGUGCAAUCGUUUCGGAUGAAAUUUGUAAAAAAUGUAAUGAACAAACGGUGGCUGUGAAGCUCAAUCUCAAAGAUGCCCAGUGUGAAUCGUGUUUCUUCCAAUAUGUUCGACACAAACUGCGCGCAGCAAUGGGAUCAUCGAAGUUAAUUGAACGUGGUUCAAAAGUGUUACUCGUAUUUGAUGGCACAUUUGAAGCUUGUGUAUUGUUGGAUAUGAUACAUUAUGCGGUGUCACAGGAGCAAUUCAAGCGAUUAACCAUCCAACCGCACGUUGUUUACGUCGACGAUACUUGCAUUUCAAGGCGAUCGAUAGACGAACGACAAGCGAAACUUGACGAAACUUUUAGAAUUCUACAGCAUUUUGGAAUCGAAACGUAUUAUGCAUCGAUUGCUAGCGAAGGGGCAACAAUAAAAGCGCAAAGUUUACAACUCAAUCAACAAGAACAAUUGGCUGCCCCAGAAGAAAAGUUUGUCAAGAAAUUCAAUGCGAUCGGAAAUCAAACCGCAAAAGAAGACUUUAUCAAUGUGCUCAAAAUGAACAUUUAUCGUGCGGUCGCCGCACAAAUUGAUUGCAAAUAUGUUUUUGUGCCAUCGAUUGGUCAUGAAGUGGCGACGAAUUUACUUGUUAAUGUGGCAUUGGGACGUGGAAAAUCAGUUGCCAACGACAUUUCAUUCUGUGAUAAUCGAUCGAAUGGUGCGGCCAAAAUCAUACGACCAAUGCGAAAUAUCAGUUCACUGGAGGUUGAAACAUAUAUUCGGCUGGACGAAUCACUCAAUCGCCUCACACAAAACACCAGCUACUUGAAUGUUCCGGGCCAAAAAUCAGUUAACAGUAUACAAAGUCUAACCAAACAAUUUAUUGACAAUUUACAAGAGAACUUCGCAUCAACGGUGUCAACAGUGUUUCGAACGGGCGACAAAAUCUCGGCUGCUGCUGCAACAACACAAACGUCUGAAUUGGAUGGUGACAAGCCAAAACAAACAUGCAAAUUCUGCCAUUCCGAUUUGGACUAUGAACAUUCAUCCACGCUAUUUGCCAUCGAAUAUUCACGCUGUGUGUCGGCCUGUGCCGAUCAAAACGAAGUCAACGAUGUGGAUUUGAUGCUGAAAAAGGCUGAAGAUCAAGUGCUUGGCGGCAAACACGAUGACAACACGGACAAUCUUAUCAAAUCACUAUGCCACGGCUGUCGAAACAUUUUUCGCGAUCUAAAUGAACCCAAUUCAUAUGUUCAAUAAAUUCAAUUCAUAUUUAUACUUUUAAUAUAUUGAUUUAUUA